Molecule: messenger RNA, 1391 nt
Organism: Hippopotamus amphibius kiboko
Lineage: Eukaryota; Metazoa; Chordata; Mammalia; Artiodactyla; Hippopotamidae
Gene: SH2D4B
Product: SH2 domain containing 4B
Exons: 8
Coding region: 1-1317 (438 amino acids)
Cellular component (GO): cytoplasm
Source: RefSeq, a predicted model, not a curated record
AUGCUGCAGCAGAUCCUGCAUGACAUGUACAUCGACCCUGAGCUCCUCGCUGAGCUCAGUGAUGUGCAGAAGCACAUCCUCUUCUACAAAAUGCGAGAGGAGCAGCUGAGACGCUGGAAGGAGCGUGAGGCUUGGGAGGCCCUGGCCCAGGUCGAGGGCCUCAGAUCCCCCAAGGUCAAGCGAGGUAUGUGGAUGGGAGCAGCGAGUGACAAGCAUGUCCAGUGGCUCCUGGGGGCAGAUGGCGAGGUCUGGGUCUGGGUCAUGGGAGAAGGCCCCGGAGACAAGCCCUAUGAAGAGAUCUCUGAGGAGCUGAUUGCAGAGAGGGCGCGGCUGCAGGCGCAGCGGGAGGCCGAGGAGCUCUGGAGACGGAAGGAGGCAGAGAUCACCAAGAAGUUCCGGGAUGCUCUGGCCAAUGAAAAAGCCCGGGUCCUGGCGGAGAAGUGGAAAGUGGAGAUGGAGGACCGCAAGGCUGCCAAAGUUCUGGAGGAGCGCAUCCAUGAGGAAUUCAAGAGGAAAGAGGAAGAGGAGAGGAAGCGAGGAGAAGAGCAGAUUCGCCUCCAGGAAGAGCAGAGGGUGAAGGAACUCUACUGGACCCUGAAGCAGGCCCAGCUGCAGAGCCACCCUAGCGAGAAGGAGGAGCGUGAGUGGGAGGAACAGUUGCGUCGGUCCAAGGCAGCUGAUGAGGAGAGGAGCCGCCGAGCUCAGCGCGCCCGGGACGAGUACCGGCGCCACUCACUCCGCGCCAUCCAGAAGGGCACGGUCGCCGGCCUCAGCUCCAGGUUCCGAGAGCUGGGCCAGAGUCACGAGCAGGAGGCGAGACUGUACCAUCACCUCCCGGGCCCGGGACCACCUUCACCCCUGGCCGUGCCCGGCAGCAGGACUUGGGAGCGGCCCCUGCGUCCAGUCUCCAGAGAAGUCAUAGUCCGCUGGUUUAAGGAGGAGCAGCUGCCUCGCAGAGCUGGCUUCGAGAGGAACACCAAAGCCAUUGCCCCCUGGUUCCACGGAAUUAUCAGUAGAGAAGAUGCAGAAGAUCUCCUUGAGAAUAUGACUGAGGGUGCAUUUCUGGUCCGGGUCAGUGAGAAAAUCUGGGGUUACACCCUCUCCUACCGCCUGCAGAAGGGGUUCAAGCAUUUUCUUGUGGAUGCCUCUGGGGAUUUUUACAGCUUCCUGGGAGUGGAUCCCAAUCGCCAUGCAACGCUCACGGAUCUCAUUGAUUUCCACAAGGAGGAAAUUAUCACUGUUUCAGGGGGAGAGUUGCUGCAGGAACCCUGUGGACAGAGGGACAGCCCACCAGACUACCAUCUGUUGUUUGAGUAAUUUUUUUUGCCCCUUCUCAAUUGGACUUCGUUGGGCAUCCUAUUUUUGAACCCAAGAACUUCCCAGCUCAAAUC